AACAAAACCACCGUCCGGCAUCCGCCGGGCCACCGCCAUCACCUCAGCACCCACGACGAUUCUAUCUUGCGCUCUCCGUCGCACGGCGUACUCUCGCCUAUCUCCUCCCCUUAUCAGAAUCUGCACCAUGUCUACGAAAAGACCAUCUAAAAAUCAGCUGACUCCCGAGCAAAUCGAGGAGCUGCGCGAAGCUAGGAGAGCAAAGAAGCAAAAGGCUGAAGAGGAAGCAAAGGCGAAUCCCAAGCUACCCACUGAUGCUGCUCUGGAUCCUGUGCGGUCCAAGAUCCUUAAUCGUCACUGGCUGAACUUGAGCGAGCCAGCUGCUGGUUCACAAACGAUCAAGAUCCUCUCGUGGAACCUACUCGCUCAAUGUCUCGUUCGCCGCAAGCUAUUCCCGACUAGCGACUGUCUGAAGGCGGCGCAGCGAGAACAGAUGUGGUACAAUGAACUGCUUUGCCAAAAUGCCGACAUAAUGUGUUUACAGGAAACAGAUCGACUAGACAAGCUCGUACCUCUGCUUGAGAAGGCUGGAUACGAAACUCACUAUAGAGCGGGCGUGCGCAAACUCCACGGCUGCAUGAUCGCGUACAAGAAGGACCGCUUUUCUCUCGUGGAUGAACGGCAAGUUCUCUACGACAAUCAGGUCGUCAAUGAGAACGAAGACCUUUCCGAGAACGCGCGCAUAGGCAAGAGUUUCCGUACAAAUAAUACCGCACCCAUCGUCGCUCUAAAGGACAAAAUUGGCGACGAUGGUGUUAUCGUAGCCACAACGCAUCUAUUCUGGCAUCCUCGGUAUACCUAUGAGCGAACCAGACAAUCUGCUAUCCUUGUCCGCGAAGUCCUUCGCCUAAGAUCUGACCUCGGAAAAGACUGGCCUUGUAUCAUUAGUGGAGAUUUCAACUUCCAACCUGACGACCCCGCAUACUCCCUUCUGGUAGGCGACGCCGUGCUCCCCACGCAAGAGGAAGCCCUCGUGGAUUCUAUGGUAGUGCAUCGCACCAUAGACCCAUCAGUCCCUGCAGACCCGCCGAAGGUCGUCGAGGGGGCGAAGACCGAGGAAGAAGAGGCCGCCGAAGGGGAGGACGACGAAGAGGGGGAAGGCGCGGCCGCCACUGCCCCGGACCGCAUCCCUAUCAAGAGCGCCAGGCCAGCCAAACCAGACGGCUCAGACGGGCUCUUGUCCCCAGAGGCUCUUCGCGUGUUCUAUAGCAAGAGCGGCACUCCGCUCAAGAGUGCCUACGACAUUGGACUCGCAAGCUAUAAGGCCAGGCCUGACGGCGCGUCUAUUCGCACUUAUGGAGAUCGUGUCGCCCUCGAAGGCCGUCGAGGUGCGCAUGAGCCCGAGUGGACCAGCUACGCGCACUUUUGGCAUCUCGUCCUCGACUACAUCUUCAUCGUAGAUCCUUCCAACCGUACAUCGCAGAUCACUGGUCUAUUGUCAACGCCCACCACGGCCGACCUCGAGCCCAGCAUCCCUCGCCUAGGGAAGUGCUCCAGCGACCACGUCUCCCUCUGCGCCGAAAUUGCUUGGCCGGUAGCAGCGCCCGCUACCUAGUGAUUAGCACACCCUUAGCAUACAUGCACCAGUCUCCCCAUAGACAGCACAAACACGUAUUGAAGAGAUGGUAAUGUAGAGAUAUCGUUGAGGUUGGGUAUGUUCAUGGUAGACGAUGACAGUAGUAGUCCAGAGCGUUAGGUGAAAGAAAGGCCCCGUUGGUCUUGGAAGAGGUAGAAGAAGAAUGAACACCUA
This is a messenger RNA of Schizophyllum commune H4-8, 1750 nucleotides long. Its product is annotated as Endonuclease/exonuclease/phosphatase. The record is from RefSeq and is a predicted model, not a curated record. Gene Ontology annotation, molecular function: poly(A)-specific ribonuclease activity. Lineage: Eukaryota; Fungi; Basidiomycota; Agaricomycetes; Agaricales; Schizophyllaceae. Bases 128 to 1555 code for a protein of 475 amino acids. The transcript has 7 exons.